This is a messenger RNA of Procambarus clarkii (red swamp crayfish), 2601 nucleotides long. The record is from RefSeq and is a predicted model, not a curated record. NCBI's taxonomy places the organism in Eukaryota, Metazoa, Arthropoda, Malacostraca, Decapoda, Cambaridae.
UUUGAUAAUUUUCCUAAUUAAUUUUUAUGUUAAUUUUGUUAAUGGUAUAUUAUGUUUGUCAUCACUUUUCUUACUGCAGUGGGGUGUGAGGGCUGUGGGUGGCAGGGGGCAUCAUGUUUAGGGACUUGGUAAAAAGCAAUGGAGUUCCACUUAAGCAGGAAGUUCCCAGGCAUGGAUGAUCAACUCCCUCUGUACUUUUGGACCAAGCAGGCCCAACAGUUUCAGGCUCAGCAGCUACAGGCCCAACAAAUACAAGCCCAGCAGCUACAAGUUGAACAGGUGCAACAGGUCCAGCAAGUUCAACAAGUUCAACAGUCACAACAGAUACAACAUAUUAACUCAGAGUCAAGUGAUGGCAAAUAUACGUGUUUGGAAUGUGGUAAGACAUUUUCAAAACGAAGUAGUUUUGAAUACCAUAAGAAGACUCAUACCGGUGAAAAACCUUUUCGGUGUGGAGUGUGUGGUAAGGCUUUUGCAAACAAUCGUAAUCUUGUGGUUCACACUCGAAUUCACACUGGUGAAAGGCCAUACAAGUGCCAAGAAUGUGGGAAGGCCUUCACACAACGAAGUAUGCUUACCGUCCAUCUCAGAAUUCAUACUGGAGAGCGACCUUAUUUAUGUAGCGAGUGUGGAAAAUCUUUUUAUCAAAGUGAUCACCUAACAAAGCAUCGCAGGAUUCACACUGGGGAGAAACCCUAUUCAUGUGAUGAAUGUGGUAAAGCUUUUUCUGAUAGCAGUGCAUUGAGACAACAUAUAAAAAGACAUCAAGACAUAGGACCAUUUAACUGUGAAUAUUGUGAAGAAAUAUUUGAAAAGAAGGUGUCUUUUGAUCUGCAUAUGAUGGAACAUAAAGGUAUAAAACCAGAAGAAUGUGAUGUGUGUGGUAAGCAGUUUCCAUCUAAAGGACUCCUUACAAAUCAUAGGCGAACUCACUUUAAGGAAAAGGCUUUUAAGUGUGAGCUUUGCGAUGAAGAAUUUAUGAGGCUAGUGACUCUUAAAAAACAUGUAAAGUAUGCACAUGGUCAUGGUAUGUCAGGUAGAGUUCCUCCAAUUUAUGAUGAUAGACCAAUUAGAAAACCAUACGGAGAGUCCAAACCAUUUAAAUGUGAUGAGUGUGAUAUGACUUUCACCACAAAUGGCAAGUUUCUUGCUCAUCAACAAACACAUCGUCCAAAUAAACAGUACAAGUGUGAUGACUGUGGUAUGUGCUUUGCGAAGAGCUAUACUCUUGAAGUUCAUAGACAAAUGCAUACCAGUAUAUCACCAGUUAUUCAGCCUGCAUCUAUAACAACUGUAACAACUAUUGCUUCUGUUAUGCCUGUUUUAACAAUACCAGCUAAUGUAAAUGUUCCUCAAACAUCCAGUAAGAUUACAGCUUAUGUAAAAGUUCCCCAGAGGCCAAUUGCCGUCAAACGUGAACCUCGCUAUGAUGAUCCUUUAGCUGUGGCUACUGCGGCUGCCCAGGUAACACCAGACCUUGUAGAAAGUCUAACUAUACCAGAGCAGCACCAGCCAUACAAUUACCAUUAUUCUGCCCAAGAGAAGACAAUGUAUGCCACAAAGUUUCGUAAAUGAUUGGACUUAUGUUUGGCAGGAGAGAAUGUGGUAAUGUCUAAAUACUAUGCACAAAGUUAAUAGUAAACGCUUACCUGAAACACUGAUGCCAUGUUACAUGUGUUGAAGCAUCAUAGUGACAAAACUUCAUUGUUAAAUGGAAGAGAUAAGUAAGUUUGAAGUAACUUUUCCAGAUUGGAAUAAAUUUAUAGUAAAAGUUACCUAGACUAAGUGCAGUAGUUAUAUAAUGGGUCUGGCCCUUAAAUUGAUUUUGUUGCCUGUAUAUUUUUUAUUAUUUUCUAGCAUUUUAGUUUUUAAAUAUACAGUACAGUAUAUUGAUUUGUGUGUGCAGGGGAACUAAUCAGUUUAAUUCUUACAAUUAGUUAUACUGUAUAAUAUAAUUAUAGAAAUUACAUGUACAGUACUAAGAAUGACUAAUCAUAAAAAAAUUAACAUGAAAAGCACUUCAUCACACACACGAUGACAGUGACAAGGCACCAUGGAUCACUAUGCUGAAUGAGUAACAAUAGAAAAUAUUGUAAUUUUUAUAGAAUUGUGAAACAUGGUUCUGAAAAAACACAAUCAAACCUGAUCUUACAUGCCACAGUAAAGACAUCUUUGAACUGCUUUAUACAGUUUCAAAUCAUACCUUAUAAUGAAGCUUACAUUGGUAUUUUAAGUACAAACAUUAUAUAUAGAGAUAUUCAUCUUAGUGAAAUUGUAUAUUAUUGUUUACUUCUACACAAAAGAGAUAACUAAAAUCUUAAAGUAGUUGUGGGAUUUAAAAUGAGGUUUGGAGAUGCCAUUGUUUUUUUGCGUAUUUAACACUUAGACAGUAGAUAUUGUCAACUGUUGAUUCACACAGUAAUGUGGUUAUCAUCAUAUGAAAAUUUAACAAAUUAUUAUCUGGGUUUUACAUUCAUGAUGCAAAUAUGGAUAUAAUAGGUCUUUAUUCUCCAAGUUGUGCUUGCGGGGGAUGAGCUCUGCUCUUUCGGCCUGCCUCUCAACUGUCAAUAAACUUUUUUUCUUUUUUUCUUUUUACACACA